Messenger RNA from Bombina bombina (fire-bellied toad), 3015 nucleotides. Its product is annotated as gastrula zinc finger protein XlCGF26.1-like. The transcript is spliced from 2 exons. The coding region runs from base 99 to 2042 and encodes 647 amino acids. NCBI's taxonomy places the organism in Eukaryota, Metazoa, Chordata, Amphibia, Anura, Bombinatoridae. The record is from RefSeq and is a predicted model, not a curated record.
GACACGGCCAGAGCACUGAGAGAUAUCAGGUAUUGAUGUAACUGGAGUGAAUAAGGGAACCUUCUUCCUGAGCACAGACAUUGGAGCCUGUUAUCAGCAUGAACUCAUAUGUGUUAGACAAACACUUGAAUAGUUCAUGUCCAUUCAUCACUACCAGAAGCAUCAGAAUGAUACCACAAACUCCAAAAAUCUUAGACACCAAUGACUAUUCACAAACAUUGGGGAUAUCACAGCAGAUAUUUAAAGAAGAUAGUGAAUUGGCAGGAACUGGGCACCAAUCAUUAUGUACAGAGAGUAAUUUAGUCAUCAAACAAGAGGACAACAUUUAUGCCUUAUCUAGUGAAAUGAUUAUCCCAGAGGAUAAACCACACAUAUUUAAUGAGUACUCAAAACAUUUCAAAGAAGGGAAAAGUCUUAAGUCUAGCAAAAUAAUUCAUACAAAUAAGAAACCAUUCAAAUGUACAGAAUGUGAGAAAAGCUUCACAUGUAAUUUGCAUCUCCUUGAACACCACACAGUUCACACAGUUGUGAAACCUCACACGUGUACAGAAUGUGGGAGAUGUUUCAAAUCUAAAGGGAGCCUUAAGUAUCAUGGAAAGACCCACACAGGGGCAAAACCUUUCACAUGUAAUGAGUGUGGGAAAUGUUUCACAUCCAAGGGAAAUCUCAUAUCUCAUGAAAUGACCCACACAGGGGAGAAACCUUUCACAUGUAAUGAGUGUGGAAAAUGUUUUACAGUAAAGAGUCUUCUGAAAACUCAUGAAAGGAUUCACACAGGGGAGAAACCUUUUAUAUGUACUGAGUGUGGAAAAUGUUUUACACUAAAGACUACUCUGAAAACUCAUGAAAGGAUUCACACAGGAGAAAAGCCUUUCACAUGUACAGAAUGUGGGAGAUGUUUCACAUCUAAAGGAAGCCUUAUGUAUCACGAAAAGACCCACACAGAGGAAAAACCUUUCACAUGUAAUGAGUGUGGGAAAUGUUUCACAUCCAAGGGAAGUCUCAUAUCUCAUGAAAAGACCCACACAGGGGAGAAACCUUUUACAUGUAAUGAGUGUGGGAAAUGUUUCACAUCCAAGGGAAGUCUCAUAUCUCAUGAAAAGACCCACACAGGGGAGAAACCUUUUACAUGUAAUGAGUGUGGGAGAUGUUUUGCAGAAAAGAGAAGUCUGAAAACUCAUGAAAGGAUUCACACGGGGGAAAAACCUUUCACUUGUACUGAGUGUGGAAGAAGUUUUACACAAAUAAAUAAUCUAAAAACUCAUGAAAGGAUUCACCCAGGACAAAAAACUUUCACAUGUGCAGAGUGUGGGAGAUGUUUCACAUCUAAAGGAGCCCUUAUGUAUCACAAAAAGACCCACACAGGGGAGAAACCUUUCACAUGUAAUGAGUGUGGGAGAUGUUUCACAUCCAAGGGAAGUCUCAUAUCUCAUGAAAAGACCCACACAGGGGUGAAACCUUUUACAUGUAAUGAGUGUGGGAGAUGUUUCACAUCCAAGGCAAAUCUAAUAUCUCAUGAAAAGACCCACACAGGGGAGAAACCUUUUACAUGUAAUGAGUGUGAGAGAUGUUUCACAUCUAAAGGAUCCCUUAUGUAUCACAAAAAGACCCACACAGGGGAGAAACCUUUCACAUGUAAUGAGUGUGGGAGACAUUUCACAUUCAAGGUAAAUCUAAUAUCUCAUGAAAAGACCCACACAGGGGAGAAACCUUUUACAUGUAAUGAGUGUGAGAGAUGUUUCACAUCUAAAGGAGCCCUUAUGUAUCACAAAAAGACCCACACAGGGGAGAAACCUUUCACAUGUAAUGAGUGUGGGAGAUGUUUCACAUCCAAGGGAAAUCUCAUAUCUCAUGAAAAGACCCACACAGGGGAGAAACCUUUUACAUGUAAUGAGUGUGGGAAACGUUUUACAGAAAAGAGAAAUCUGAAAACUCAUGAAAGGAUUCACACAGGGGAAAAACCUUUCACUUGUACUGAGUGUGGAAGAAGUUUUACAGAAAUAAGUCAUCUAAAAACUCAUGAAAGGAUUCACACAGGAUAAAAGCUUCCAUUUGUGGAAAAAGGUAUCCCAUGCCAGUCAGGUAUUACAAAACACCAAAUAUUUACUUACAAAAUAAACUUUAUAUGUACAGUGUGGAAAACUUUUAAAAAUUACCAAAAAGAAGACAAACUCUCUAAAUAGAGGAGUCAAAAAAGGAUGUUUUUGUAAACAAUACUUUCUAAAUCCUAGUUAUAAAAUCUCCAUAUUGGAAGUGCUCUCCUACUGUCCUUUGUUACUCUAUAUAUGUGCACCUCAGUUUCUCUCAUAUCAAUGUGAUAGAAUACAAACAACACACAGGAAUAUACAACUCUGUCCUCAUACUGACCAGUUUACACAGCCAUUCACCACCAAAUCACCCCCAGUGUUGUUUAUUAAUAUGCCAGUGUUAUGAGUUGUACUGAUUUACAUUUAGAGAAUAAAGGAGUCUUUAUAUAAUUCUCUAACACUCUAUUCAUAUAAACAAGAACAUCAGUCUCAAAUGAUUGACAUCUGGGAGAUAUAUUUUAUGUGCACAUCAUAUGGAUAAACCUUUUCUUAUAGAAAUAGAUGCUUAGCAUUGUAUAUGUUAUAAACCAGGGGAAUUACUGAGGGUAAACUGAUUUUAUUUAAUGAAAAACAAUGGGCUAGAUUACAAGUGGAGCACUAAUUUAUCACACACCCAAAAACGGGCAAAUUUUCCCAUUUGUGGGUGCGCAAUAAAUAAUCAGCCAUUACAAGAGGCUGGUUACUGCUACCGUGAAAUCAGAUCUCUGGUUAUUGUUAUACAUUUCCACCAAAUGCCCCUAAAUUUAGUUGUUUUUUUUUAAAUUGCACUCAGCAGUUUUUGGGGGUUAAAGUCGGCGACUGUGUGGUGUUAGAAAAAAAAAACGGCACUAAAAAGUGUCUUUACAUUGUGGUCUAUGGGAACUUUGUGUUCCCUGUAAAUAUAAGUAUAUGCUUAUAUACAUAUAUAUUAUUUGUUAUAUGUAUAUAC